GCGCGGGAGCCCAGCGGUGGCGAGCAGCGGGAGGAGCUGAGACCUCGGCUGUGCCACAUGAAGAAGGGCCCAGAUGGCUAUGGCUUCAACCUGCACAGUGACAAGAGCCGCCCAGGGCAGUAUGUGCGUGCUGUCGACCCCGGCUCACCGGCUGAGGCAGCAGGGCUGGCCCCCCAGGACCGCAUCAUCGAGGUGAAUGGUGUGUGCAUGGAGGGCAAGCAGCACAGUGAUGUGGUGGCAGCUAUCAAGGCGAGUGGUGAUGAGACCAGGCUGCUGGUGGUGGAUGUCCUCACAGAUGAAUUCUUCAAGAAGUGCAAGGUGGUGCCCUCGGAGAAGCACCUGACAGGUCCCUUGCCAGAACCAGUUGCCAAUGGUGAUAUCGGGAAGGAAAAUGGUGGAGAGCCACGAUCCAACUCGGUGUCUGAGAGCCCAUCCAGCCCGGUGCCACUGGCCAUGUCCCCCAACUCCAGCGAGACCCACAGCGAGCCUCAAACACAGGAGGGUGAUAAACACCAUUCAGCAUCUGGCUCCCUCCUGGACCUCGACAUCCCGCUGGCUGUGGCCAAGGAGCGGGCGCACCAGAAGCGCACCAGCAAGAGAGCACCCCAGAUGGACUGGAGCAAGAAAAAUGAACUGUUCAGCAAUCUGUAAAGGCCCUGAGGCAGGGUGAGGGUCUUCUAGCCCUCCCCAGCCCCAUAUCCACCUCUCCUGCACUCCUCUCUUCCCUGCCAUGGGCUCCUGGUGGAGAUGUGGGGCUGCUUCCUACCACCCUGACUCAAGUGCUGGGGUUUGGUGGCCACUGAGCAUCCCUGCAGAGCAGUUCUGGGACACGGAUGCUGGGGGUGCCCUCUCCCAAAAGCUCAUCCCCAGCGUGCUUCUCCAGCCCUGCCUUGAAGCCCUGCACACCCUGGUAGGCACAAGCAGGGGUUUGGGAGGGAUCAAGAAUUUGGGGUGGCCUGAUGCCCAACACUCCUGGUCCCUACAGUCCCCACUGUUCCCUGUUUUUUUCCCUAUCCCAUCUCCAUUUGAUAGCCCCCCAAAUUAUCCUUUAACUGCAAAAUAUGAGGCUUUUAGUGUCUUCUACCAUAUCCCACCUGCCCAGCCACUGACCACAGCCAGGGUGUGUGACCCUGACCUGGCAAGCUCCGUCCACAAUGACUCUGUCCCUCUGCCUCCUCAGCUGCAGGGAGGGGUGCAGGUGUCCAGCAUUGGGAAGUGCCCAGCACUCUGCCCUGGGGCAAUUUUGGGAGAGGAGAGGGUGCCUGGAGCCAGCACAGCAAGCAAUAAUAGUCUCCUUUGCUCCCACACACUCCAGGAGACAGAGCCAAUCAGGGUUUGAAUCCAACACUGUUUAAUUUAAAAGCUUCUUAUAGACUUUUUUUUUUUUUUCUGAAAUAAGUGUUUUUCCAAUCACUUUUUUUAAAAAACUUUGUUUUGUGGAAAUUCUUCCUGUGGGUGUUUUGUUUCCAUGUGCUACAAUCAGGUGUUGUUGUACUGUUGAGCUCAAGAGAAAUUCUGUUUACUGGAAUAAACCUUUCUGACUUCA
Molecule: messenger RNA, 1546 nt
Organism: Cyanistes caeruleus (blue tit)
Lineage: Eukaryota; Metazoa; Chordata; Aves; Passeriformes; Paridae
Gene: NHERF1
Product: NHERF family PDZ scaffold protein 1
Biological process (GO): protein localization to plasma membrane
Cellular component (GO): apical plasma membrane
Molecular function (GO): signaling receptor binding; protein-membrane adaptor activity
Source: RefSeq, a predicted model, not a curated record